AUGGUGAAGAAUCCAAUUCAUCAUCAAAGAACUAAACAUAUAGCAAUCAAGUAUCACUUCAUUAAAGAAGUAGAAGCAAAUAAGCAAAUUCAGUUGGAGUACUACAUGACUAAAGACCAAGUUGUAGACAUAUUCAUCAAGGCACUACCAAGAAUCAAAUAUCGCGCCACAACGGCGGGCCAAGAUGAUGUUAUGAAAGGUUAUUUUGCGGUUCUUGCAAUCAAGGGUGAGGAAACCAAAAGGUUUAUUAUUGGGUUAGACUACUUGAAUGAUCCUGCAUUCUUGGUACUUCUGAAUGAAGCUCAGGAAGAGUACGGUUUCAGACAGCAAGGAGUUCUUGCACUCUCUUGUCGCCCUCAAGAAUUACAGAAGAUUCUAGAUGCUCCCAAAGCAUAG
Messenger RNA from Glycine soja, 396 nucleotides. Its product is annotated as auxin-induced protein 6B-like. NCBI's taxonomy places the organism in Eukaryota, Viridiplantae, Streptophyta, Magnoliopsida, Fabales, Fabaceae. Gene Ontology annotation, biological process: response to auxin. The coding region runs from base 1 to 396 and encodes 131 amino acids. The record is from RefSeq and is a predicted model, not a curated record. The transcript is spliced from 2 exons.